UGACAUCUCUCAGCCGCACCGAUCAUUAUGAUGGUUUUGAGGAUGCCUUCAGAUUAUAAACGACGCAAACACAACAGCGCAUUUUUCAUCAAUAGACAAUUCCCCAUAAAAUAGUGAUGACUGCUGCAUUAUCCACCCAACAAAGAUGUCUUCUCUUUGAACUUUAACACCGCGGAGACCAAGCAGGAGGUACCCUCAGCUCUUGAAUUCCUACGAACCACACAAGCCAGAUGGUCAUAUGAUAUUAAACCCCGCGGGGGUAACCCAUGCUUAAAUCCAGAUUUUUUCCCGCUGUUAUUAUGACUCUUUUCAGACUGAGGCUUCCUUUUGAUUGAUGGUGAGCUAUCUAAAUACAUAUAUCCCCUCUCUGUAAUGUAAUUCCCUCUAGAAAUUUACAUAAUAGUGAAAUCCAGCUAACAGUCAGUUAACAACAUCAAGUUAUGUCUUUGUCUUCACCAGUGAUUAACUGUUUAAUACAACUAGAUUUGAAGAAAGACACACCAUCUAAAUAAACGGACAUCACUUGCUGAACCUCAACAGGAACUAACUAGUUAGCUGCAGCACAGGAAAUGUGGUGAGGUUCUGUCCCGGAUGUUGGUUGCACCUGAAGGAUGAGAGUUGCAAAGUCGACAUAGAAGGAUGUAAAUGAAGGUGAAAAUAGACUUAUGUAAGGUGUUUUCAUGUCUCCCAUGCUUGUCCUUGCUUUGGCACAGCUAAUGUUUUUAUUGUCAGUCUGUAUGUUGCUAGACAGAGGCUGUUUGUCUUGCAAACAGUGAUGACGGUAAAGGUUUUGACUCCUUCACGGUUUGCGGGUGAGGGUCACAUUGGUGCAGGCUGAUAAUAAUAAACAGCCUGUUAAAAUGAGCAGACAGUCAAACAAGAUACAGCCCAUAAACUCCACCCACCACCAUGUCUACUCCUCUUUCUUUGCAACUAUUCUCACUUUCUGCACUUUCCUCAGGAAGUAGAAAUGCACUCUAGCAUUGCAAGUACUGUGCACUGGAGAUUAUUGUUAUCAGAAAACAAGCCAUCUGUAAGACACAAUCUUAAUUGGAUGAUUUUUAACACAUGAUCUGGCUACACUUACAGUCGGGAUAGUUAUAAAUCUGUCAUUUGUUACCCAAAUGUCAACCUUUUUUUAGCUACAUGCUGUUUUUUCAUUACAACCUCUCUGACCAAAAACUGACUUGCAAAUGGAGGAGGAAGACUUUUGCUCCUCCCUUCCUGAAGCCACAAAUUCAGUUGUUUUUGCGCCUUGCCAAGAAUCACGGACCUCAACAGAACAUCAAUACCUCAAUGGACAAAUAGAUGAUGUGGCAAAGGAACAUACGGAGUUGCUUAUAACUCAGGAAGAAGAGCCAGAACAUAUUUAUUUCCACACAGCCCACAAAGGUACUGCAGCUGAAACGGAGACUUGGGAGCAAAUAAUAUGGCCAGUUUGCAACACAACACCACCGUCCCUGGCUGCAGAGGACUGGGAUAUGUCCAGGCCAAGCUCUGGGACGCCUCCACAUGUGACGGACAAAGUUGUGGCCAAUCAACCCGACUCGGAUGCUCUGACACAAGCUUUCAGCGCUUCCUUCCCUAUUCAUUCUGAAAGUGUUCAUAGUGAUCUGUUCAAAGAAGCUGAGGCUGAAGAACAAGACGAAUUUGAUUCAUGGCUACUUCUCUGCUCUGAGUCGGAAUGGAUGGGACCCAAUUUAAAGCCAUGUGACACGGAAAGCACGAAAGCACAUAGAACACAGGAAGAGGAACAUUCGACGCACAAGCUGUUAGACCAUGCAUUUGGUACAUCACUGAGGACAAGUGUACAAGGGGAUAAAAACAGAGAAUCUGUUGAAGCAGACUUCAUUCACAGUUGUGUAGAAAUUCAAUUUGCAGAAUUCAUAGAGGAUGAUAUUGAGCAUUUAAGGCUGGUAGAAAGUCCAGAUAAAAGUGAUAUUUUGCUGACUGGACAUACAGAUUUAGAGGAAGAACCAGCCUUAGUAAAUGGUGAUGAAAUUGCAGCAGGAGACCGGGACGAGGGUCAGCUUGUGACUAAUGAAGAGGCCACAGCUGCCUGCCAUCUGAAUGCAGUGGAAGUCACUGCUGAGGUACUGCGAAGUGAGGAAACAAAUUUCAGUAUAAACACCGAUAAGCUAAUCGAUUUGCAACAGCUUCUGGAGGAUUUAUCACUUCUGGAAAAGACGGUGACAGAACAAAACAAUUCACACCAAUUUUGUGAGGAGUCUAGUGAAGCUCCAGUCAUGUGCAAAGACGUAUAUCAACAUGUGUGCAGUGAGCAGGCUGAUGAAGAAGAGCAAACUGGGGUCAGUGAAGUAACUACACCGGCAGCUGAAAGCACCACACAAGAAAACUCUUUGGAAGCAUUUAAUCUGCAGAAAGACUUUGACUCUAUGACUGACAAUACACAAAAAUCACAAAAUACUGCAGGCAAUCAGGUUCAAGAACAACAUGAUGAUCCGUCACCUACAGAAGAGGUGGAGGGUAUCCAGAUAAACACCUCAUAUAGCCCCACUCCCCAAGAGAUUCUCGCUGAUCUCAAAGUAACGGAAAAGUUUAGAACAAAACAUAAUAAGAUCCUACAUGAGGUUAAAAAGGAAGAAGCUAUGGAAGAAAACAAAACGUUGCUUACAGAAAAUACUGGGGAAAAUGUAGAGCAAAGUAAAGUCAACCAAACUGUGACAGCACACAUGAAUGGAGAAGUGGACAGAGACGAGGCACGCCUUUUGGCUGAUAGGCUUUUUAAAUUGGACGGCAUCCAGCGGAAAGAUGUGGUCAAAUACCUCGACAAAGACAACAGCUUCAGCCAUGCCGUUGGAGAAGAAUACCUGAAAUACUUUGACUUCAGUGGGCAGACUAUGGACCAGGCCCUCAGAUCCUUUCUCAGUGUGGUAGUUCUCAUCGGGGAGAGCCAGGAGAGAGAGCGGGUGUUGCAGCAUUUCUCCUGCCGCUAUCAUGAGUGCAACCAAGGCUCUUUCUCCUCUCCAGGGUCUGUAUUGGCUCUUACAUGUGCUAUGAUGCUUCUCAACACUGACUUGCAUGGACAGCAUGUGGGAAAGUCUAUGUCCUCCUCCAAAUUUGUGUCCAACCUUGAUGGGAUGAAUGAAGGAGAAAACUUCAACAAGGAUCUUUUGAAAAGCUUAUACAAUUCAAUAAAGGCUGAGCCACUGCAGUGGGCAUUAGAUGAGGAGGAAUUAAGCAAUGUAUUGUUGGAAGAAGACAAUGAAGAGGUUGCACCACUUCGUUCAAAAGCCAAUCCUUUCCUUAAUGUCCCACAUGACAAAAAUGCAGUAGUUAUCAAACAGGGAUUUCUCCAAAGGAAGAUUCAUGCUGAUGUUGAUGGCAAACGCACUCCUUGGGGAAAAAGAGGCUGGAAGAUCUUUAAUGCUAUGCUGCGCGGAAUGGUUCUUUACUUCCAGAAGGAUGAGUACAGAAGGGAGCAGCAGAUCAGUGAGGAAGUAGUGAGCGUCCAUCAUUCUCUGGCUGAAGAAGCUGCAGAAUACACCAAAAGGCCACAUGUGUUUCGUUUGCAGACGGCCGACUGGAGGGUGUUUCUCUUUCAAGCUUCAUCCAGAGCGGAGAUGGCUUCGUGGAUUAAUCGCAUUAACCUGGUGUCAGCACUCCACUCAUCGCCUCCUUUCCCUGCUGCUGUGGGCUCCCAAAGGAGAUUCUGUCGGCCCAUUCUUCCAGCCUCACAGUCUGCUAAUACCCUGGACCGUCAGUUGCAGUCUCAUGUGGGAAUGCUGGAAUCCUUCAGAGCUGACCUGUCAUAUCUCCAUGAAAAUCCACCAGAGGGCAGAAGAGCCAAAGCCAAGGAACUGGAAGAGCAUCGUUUGAGAGCAGAGUACCUGCAACAUGAGAUUUGUCGCUAUGAGGCCUACAUUCAAGUGCUGGAGGUCUGGAAGAGCGUGAAGACUUCAGAUGACAGCACAAUAAACAGUGCAGAGCUAGGCCACUUUGACAGAAAAAUUUGUGCUGAGGUUUUAGAGGAAGAUGAAGAAGGGGGACUGAAGAAGUCCCACUCCAGCCCAUCUCUGGAACUGGAGGUCACUGCUCCUGCUGUGGUCAAAGUUAAGCGGAACAUUUCAGAACGUCGAACAUAUCGCAGGGCUGUUGUUCCCAAGUGGAAUAAGGAGGAUUAAAGUGUUACACAGAGAAAAACUUCAUGCUGAUUUAUAAUAUAGAAAUUUCUAGUGGCACUGAGUAAACUACCACCAAAGUCUUAUUUAAAUCUUACCUUGACAGGUAUUUUAUGUUAUGCACUUUUAAUGAAGCAUCCUCAGGGGAUCUGUUACAAAGUCUUUUAGAUUAUUAUAGAAAACUAUUUUAUUUUUGUCAAUUAUUGUUUGUGGACCUAUAAUUUAUUUUGCUUUUUAGUGGAUUUCCAUAUGGUACAGACUGGACAUGUGACAUUAAUGUGAGAGUCAACAGAGGGUGCUGUUGUACAGAAGUGAAUGCUGUCAGGUACUUUCCAAGUCAAUUGCACUUUUAUGUUUUAUGAUAAUUUGUCCAACGUGUAUGUUGUGAUAGUCACUUUUUAAUGAAGGAUUUAUUUUUAAUGUCUGUCUUCCAAUGUUAUUUUCAUUUUUGUAUAAAAUAAAAUGUUGCCUGAUAACAA
Boleophthalmus pectinirostris (great blue-spotted mudskipper) is the source of this 4621-nucleotide messenger RNA. RefSeq names its product PH and SEC7 domain-containing protein 4. The record is from RefSeq and is a predicted model, not a curated record. The coding region runs from base 1194 to 4145 and encodes 983 amino acids. Lineage: Eukaryota; Metazoa; Chordata; Actinopteri; Gobiiformes; Gobiidae. Gene Ontology annotation, biological process: regulation of ARF protein signal transduction. Gene Ontology annotation, molecular function: protein binding; guanyl-nucleotide exchange factor activity; phospholipid binding. The transcript has 17 exons.